AGAAGACAAAAAAGUUCACGCAAGUCGUGAAGUAGUUAAUCCUUGCGCCCGCGCAGUCCGAGACGUCCCUCGCGUCGGUUGGAAGAGCGGCUGCGCAACAAGUGAACCUAUGGAUUAAGGUGUAGCCGGGCGGCCCGGAGGUUGAGAGUGCAAGGUUAUUCUGCGCCUGCGCGGCCCGGGUAACUUUGCUGGCUGCUCCUAGGCUCCCGGCUCGCCGCCAUCUUGUAUUGGGGCUUCAUUGUUCCCGCUGGGCCGGGCGGUUUAGUGUAAUUGCCGCCGGAGGAGGAGGCGGAGUAACCUCUGGUCAGCCGAGAAACCCCACUAUCCCGUAGCCAUAACCGCUUAAACGAUUUGGGAGGUAGUGAAGGGCAGGGAGCUGGACCCGGAGGCGCCGGCCGCGACAGCAGCAGCCAUGGAGGACGAGAUGCCCAAGACUCUAUACGUCGGUAACCUUUCCAGAGAUGUGACAGAAGCUCUAAUUCUGCAACUCUUUAGCCAGAUUGGACCUUGUAAAAACUGCAAAAUGAUUAUGGAUACAGCUGGAAAUGAUCCCUAUUGUUUUGUGGAGUUUCAUGAGCAUCGUCAUGCAGCUGCAGCAUUAGCUGCUAUGAAUGGACGGAAGAUAAUGGGUAAGGAAGUCAAAGUGAAUUGGGCAACAACCCCCAGCAGUCAAAAGAAAGAUACAAGCAGUAGUACCGUUGUCAGCACACAGCGUUCACAAGAUCAUUUCCAUGUCUUUGUUGGUGAUCUCAGCCCAGAAAUUACAACUGAAGAUAUAAAAGCUGCUUUUGCACCAUUUGGAAGAAUAUCAGAUGCCCGAGUGGUAAAAGACAUGGCAACAGGAAAGUCUAAGGGAUAUGGCUUUGUCUCCUUUUUCAACAAAUGGGAUGCUGAAAACGCCAUUCAACAGAUGGGUGGCCAGUGGCUUGGUGGAAGACAAAUCAGAACUAACUGGGCAACCCGAAAGCCUCCCGCUCCAAAGAGUACAUAUGAGUCAAAUACCAAACAGCUAUCAUAUGAUGAGGUUGUAAAUCAGUCUAGUCCAAGCAACUGUACUGUAUACUGUGGAGGUGUUACUUCUGGGCUAACAGAACAACUAAUGCGUCAGACUUUUUCACCCUUUGGACAAAUAAUGGAAAUUCGAGUCUUUCCAGAUAAAGGAUAUUCAUUUGUUCGGUUCAAUUCCCAUGAAAGUGCAGCACAUGCAAUUGUUUCUGUUAAUGGUACUACCAUUGAAGGUCAUGUUGUGAAAUGCUAUUGGGGCAAAGAAACUCUUGAUAUGAUAAAUCCCGUGCAACAGCAGAAUCAAAUUGGAUAUCCCCAACCUUAUGGCCAGUGGGGCCAGUGGUAUGGAAAUGCACAACAAAUUGGCCAGUAUAUGCCUAAUGGUUGGCAAGUUCCUGCAUAUGGAAUGUAUGGCCAGGCAUGGAACCAGCAAGGAUUUAAUCAGACACAGUCUUCUGCACCAUGGAUGGGACCAAAUUAUGGAGUGCAACCACCUCAAGGGCAAAAUGGCAGCAUGUUGCCCAAUCAGCCUUCUGGGUAUCGAGUGGCAGGGUAUGAAACCCAGUGAAAAAGGACUCCAGAAUCUAAAGCCAGUGGCUUGAGGCUACAGGGAGUGUAGUAAAGCCGUUGUUUACUUAAAGAUUUAUCAAAUCAGUCAGUGCAAAUGUCAGAUACAAUGUAUUUAUUUAAAAGAUUCAUUUUUAAUCAUGAAAUUAUCAUCCACAUUGUUUUAAAAAGAAACAAGAUGCUGGAUGUCUGCCAAUUUUUGCCUUCAUUACCUUUUUUGAUAAAGUUUCUCAGAUCCUUGUUUCAAACACAAAUGCAGGGAUUGCUGCCACUUUUUAACUAUUAAGAGGCAGAAAAUUGCACAAUAUUGAACUUUUUUCCACUGAAGUAGUGUGCAGUUCUAGUUUGCAUUCCUGAUAUGAUUUAAAACAUGUAAUAUAAAGAUGUUAAAAAAAAACCAAAACUGUGCAGAGUCUAGAAGUUCUUUGUCAUCUUCAGCUUGUGCACAAUUCUGUUUUAGGUUAAAAUAAAAGCAUUGUUUGAGCUGUCCCAUCUCCACUGUUAUCCCUUUGGGGUUUUUUAAUAUAAAUUAUUAGUUUACGUCAUUUUUGUAUCUACAUCUUUUUUCACAAAUUUGUCUUGCCUUAUUAAAGUUCUGUAAAAUAUACUUAAAUGGAAAAAAUGAUGUUCAUUUAGAUUGAAAACUUUUCUCAGAUGGAUUGAUAAUUGCAUUCAUCUUGUGUUUUAUAUGAGAAGGUGCCUCAAGAAUUUCCUGUUGGAUUUGUUUAAAAGGAUUUUUAUCUUUCGUGAUAAACUUUGCUGUGUACCAGGAACUAUAAAAAAAAAACUUGUUACUAAAGAAAAUAUCUGAAAUGUGAUAAGUUCUUAUGCCAUGUUAAUUUCAUGUGUCAACUUCAACAUUUACAUGUAUUAUUUCAUUAUGUAAAAUGUUUUAGCAAUUUAAUAUUUUGCACAGUUAGCAAACUUUGUAUGUCAUUUCCUUCAAGGCAUCAUGCAGAGUUGACAUGAGAUUUAUAAGGUUUUAAGUUGUUUGCAUGUGAAAAUCAAAUACAUACUUUGGUAGUCUUUGAAUACAAAGUCAUCUGCUCUUGUUUUUCAAGAAUUUUGAGACACAAAGUUGUAUGUAAAGGAAUAUAUUAAUUUGCCGUUUUCUAGGUAGAUUUGCUCAAAAAGAGUGAAUCAACUUAAUAUGUACAAAUGAUAGCUGUGAAACUGUAGAAUAUCUUUGUGUCAGGCUUGGAGUUCAUUGUUACCUCCAAAUUUUGCCUGAAGGACCAGCUGGGCAAAGCAUUUUUUAAAUGUUCAGAGGCCAAAAGAUAAACAAAAAAAAAACCUUAAAAUCCUACCUCUUUAAACAGCCUUCAAAUAAGAGAAUCCUCAGUGCAAUCAUUAUUUUGAUUCUUUUGGUACCUGUUUUCCUGGAGUUCCCGAUUUUAUUAUUUUGGGGUGGCUCCAAGCAUUAAGAGGUUUAAUCUUUGAUGGCAUUGUUCUAGUUUUGAAAUUUCUAGUAUAUUUCAGAGUCUUUUAGAAGACUUGUGUGCGAAGUUUCACUUUGUUUUCAGUGAAGAUCACAAACCUCCUUCUUCCUUGACUCAGAGAGGAAAGGUCCCAGUAUACAUAUUUGAGUGGUUGAUGGUUUUCAAGACCUUCAGGGAGCUCCCUGCAUUUUACCUAGAAACAGAAAAGGCCUGCAAAAUCUUAAGUUUCCUGGCCUGCAUUUCCCGGGUAGGGGCAAAUGACUCCAAGCUGGUCUCUAAGCCAAUACCCUUGUAAACCAGAGCCCAGGAAAGACAGCUCAAGUGUAUAAUUCUCUGGAGCUCAAUUCUAUGCAGUUGUGCUGAUACUUCAUUAAGUCACUAUGUAUUUUUAAGUGUUGAUACAUUAAAAGUCGCUUUAUGGAAGAUGAGUAAAUUUUUUAAAUACUUGGAAAUUUUAUUUCCUUGUUAACUUCUACAGAUCAGGGCAUGCAACCAAAAGCAGCUUAAAUGAAAUAUUUAAAAAAUAUAUCAGGAAGCUAUUUUUAGAUUUCUUCUGGCUUAUGUUUCCACUUUAGGACCCUCAUUUUUCUCUUAUUAAAAAAAAUUAUUUCCUGUACUUCUCAUGGACUGCAGGGUAAAUUAUUUGGGCGUAAAUAAUUUAAAUAGUUUUCUUUCAUUUUGACUAUCCCCAGUAAUAACAGUUUUUAUUAUCCAGCAUAUUGGCUUAUUGCACAAAUCUUAAAAUGUACAUUGACUGCUUUUUGAGAAGAAAGUGGUAUCAGUACUCGAUGAAAAGGUUACUACUGAACAAAUUCACAUUUCAGGAACACCUCUAUCUUUGGUUUAAAUCUUACUCUUAGUUUUUCAGUCUAAAAAUUAUACUGGUAUUAGUAUCAGGUAAGGAAAUUAAAGUUUUUAAAAUGGUUUCAUUCUCUGCAAUAUGCAAAAUUUAGAUUUUACUUUCUGGUACUGUAAAGAACCUGAAGUGAUUCACACUUAAUGGGUGACUAAUCCAGUAUUCUUUACCCUGAAUGUUUGGAUAUUAAAGUUCCUUUAUGUUUUCUAUAA
Pongo pygmaeus (Bornean orangutan) is the source of this 4079-nucleotide messenger RNA. It is a transcript of the gene TIA1, whose product is annotated as TIA1 cytotoxic granule associated RNA binding protein. The transcript is spliced from 13 exons. Gene Ontology annotation, molecular function: U1 snRNA binding; mRNA binding. The record is from RefSeq and is a predicted model, not a curated record. Gene Ontology annotation, cellular component: U2-type prespliceosome; U1 snRNP; precatalytic spliceosome. Gene Ontology annotation, biological process: mRNA splicing, via spliceosome. Bases 413 to 1573 code for a protein of 386 amino acids. NCBI's taxonomy places the organism in Eukaryota, Metazoa, Chordata, Mammalia, Primates, Hominidae.